Tribolium madens (black flour beetle) is the source of this 907-nucleotide messenger RNA. RefSeq names its product 3-oxoacyl-[acyl-carrier-protein] reductase FabG-like. The transcript has a single exon. Lineage: Eukaryota; Metazoa; Arthropoda; Insecta; Coleoptera; Tenebrionidae. Bases 79 to 846 code for a protein of 255 amino acids. Gene Ontology annotation, molecular function: oxidoreductase activity. The record is from RefSeq and is a predicted model, not a curated record.
GUACGAGUUUAAAAACAAAAAUUAUGACCUUGCAUUGAACAGUAGGUUUCCCGACUUGAGUGACCUCCACAUCGCGCAAUGAAUUUCGCCGGAAAAGUAGUUUUAAUCACGGGUGCAAGUUCUGGAAUUGGUGCAGCGACCGCUAAACAGUUCGCGGGUCUUGGUGCAAACUUGGCCCUAGCUGGAAGGAACCUAGAUAACCUCAAAGAAGUGGCCUCACAAUGCAACUCCCCUAGCAACAAACCUCUUCUCUUGACUGGAGAGCUCACCAACGAAAAAGACACCGAGGAUAUCCUUCAGAAGACCAUAUCCCACUAUGGUCGUCUCGACGUCCUUGUUAACAACGCCGGAAUUUUGGAAACGGGCAGUAUCGAAACGACGAAUUUGCAACAAUAUGAUAGACUUAUGAAUACAAACGUACGCUCCAUAUACCACUUGACGACAUUAGCAGUCCCGCAUUUGAUUAAAACGAAGGGAAAUGUUGUUAAUGUUUCCAGUGUUAAUGGAAUCAGGGCUUUUCCCGGAGUUCUGGCUUACUGUAUGUCGAAAGCGGCCGUUGAUCAUUUCACCAGAUGUGCAGCUCUUGAUCUAGCUUCAAAACAAGUAAGGGUCAAUGCUGUUAACCCAGGAGUCACUAUCACUAAUUUGCAUAAGAGGGGUGGAAUGAAUCAGGAACAGUAUGAAGCUUUCAUAAGGAAAAGUCAAGAAACCCAUGCUCUGGGAAGACCCGGAAAACCGGAAGAAGUCGCAAAAACCAUUGUUUUCCUAGCUAGUGAUGAUGCCAGUUUUAUCACUGGGGCCACACUGCCUGUGGAUGGUGGCAGACAUGCCAUGUGCCCCCGAUAAUUAUUAUUUACCCAAUUUUUCUAUAUUUUUAUUUUGGUUUAAUAAACACUGUUGCAUUUUA